UGUGCCAGAGACAGUCAGUGAGUCAGUCAGCGAGUCUGUGAGCGAGUCUGGUUUCCGUUUCCGUUGGAAGUCCCUGGCUGGUAAUCUGUGGUUGUGCACCUUUUUCUUACUGUUUUUAUAGACAUUCAAAAUAUUGAAAGUAAAUUUGGAAAUAUCCACACCAUAUUUUUCUAACAACUUUAUGCGAAAAGGUUUCUACUCGUGAACGUUACAGUGCAAAUUGCCCAAUAAAUAAACAAAAAAUACACAAAAAAUACAAAAUUAUAGAAAUACAAACAACAAGUAAAGCUUAAUAAGUUGUUUCCCCUGUGUGUGUGAGAGUGCGACUGCGAGUGUGUGUGUGCGAGUGAGUGUGAGUGUGAGUCUGAGUGCGCGCUUGUGUGAGCGAUUGAUUAAACAAAAGGCAUUUGGUAACCUAGGCCAACUGAUAUUAUAGAGACCCCACCAAUACAAGUGACUUAAAAUCAAAUCAAAUAUAAUGGGCUGCAACACCAGCCAGGAGCUGAAGACGAAGGAUGGCGCCGCCAUCGACGCGGUCAGCAACGGGGAGCCGGAGCCGAGCGCCCCGCAAAUGGAGAACGAAGGUCUUCAGUCCUCCGCAAAGUCCUCAAACAAUCAUACAAAUCACGCCAAAUCAAAUUCAAUUACCUCCAAUGGCGAUGCCAAGGCGCCGAACGUCGGCGGCGGAGGUGGAGGAGGCGCCUCAUCCGAAGCAACAAAUGGCAUUGAUCGUCCCUUCGAUAAGGCGGCAAUCACGGAACUCGACGACGACGAGGACGAAGCAAAAGCCGCAACAAAAAUUCAAGCCGUCUUUCGAGGCCACAAAGUGAGAGAAACCAUGAAAAAAUCGGAAACCAAAACUGUGACCAACAAUGGGGCCGCCGCAAGUGCUGCAGGACUCGAGGAGGCAGCCGGCUCCUCGGCAGAACAGACCAAGGCAGAGCUCGAGGCUGAGUUUGAUCCGAACGACAAAGAGCUCUGCCAUGCAGCACUGAAGAUUCAGUCCACAUUCCGUGGCCAUUUGGCACGCAAGCUGGUCAACAAGGACGCGCCCGAGGACGAGGACAUCCAGGAGAUAACCAAGAAGGUGGCCGAGGAAUUGGACAUAGAUCUGACCGAUCCGGAGUUGAACAAGGCCGCCACCAAGAUCCAGGCCUCGUUCCGCGGCCACAAGACACGCAGGGACACCCAGCCCGAAUAAGGGAAUCACCAUUUGAAUUUUGUUGGUCAUGGCUUAAAGGAAUGCAAGUCACUGAAAAAUAUAGAAAAAUAUAAAUGAAAAAAAAACAAGAAAAAAACAACAAAAAAUUGGUAAAUUGUAAAUGUGCAAAAGGCCGAUCGAGACGAGGGCACACAGUUGUAAUCUUUUAAGUGAAUGUACGUUUAACUACUAAAUGGAAAACCAAAGAAAAUCUCAUAAUAACUAUACAAUACAUAUUAGCUACCAUAAGGAUGAUUUUGCUUAGCUUUAAAGAGCUGAAGGGAGCAUUGUUUGAUUUUCGGGCUUUUCUUGCUAGUUGAAAGUUUCUCAAUUAAUCGGAAAAACUGAGUUAAUUAAUAUUUAAUUAAAUUUAAUUUCGGUUUUCGAACUUAGGAUCUACCAAAGCAAUCCCAAAACAGUAACUAAACCUUAACUAAAGCUAACUAAAAACUAAAAA
Drosophila miranda is the source of this 1658-nucleotide messenger RNA. RefSeq lists its product as uncharacterized. Lineage: Eukaryota; Metazoa; Arthropoda; Insecta; Diptera; Drosophilidae. The transcript has 3 exons. The coding region runs from base 479 to 1201 and encodes 240 amino acids. The record is from RefSeq and is a predicted model, not a curated record. Gene Ontology annotation, molecular function: calmodulin binding.